This is a messenger RNA of Aspergillus alliaceus, 496 nucleotides long. RefSeq lists its product as uncharacterized. The record is from RefSeq and is a predicted model, not a curated record. Bases 92 to 406 code for a protein of 104 amino acids. The transcript has a single exon. Lineage: Eukaryota; Fungi; Ascomycota; Eurotiomycetes; Eurotiales; Aspergillaceae.
UUCAAGGAAAUCCAAGUCCGGCUUCGUAAGGCCCAGAACGAGUUUCAGCGCAGUAUCACCGAAGAAGGCGGCGGUAUCUGUUUUACUUUGGAUGAACUCCAGGGUGUUCCAGAGGAUGUCCUGUCGGACUUACACCGAAGAACGGAAAGCUUGUAUCACCUUUCAGCAAAUCGAUAUCCUUCCUGCGUUGACGUAUGAUAAGAAUAGUGAGACUCGGAAGCGUCUUUAUGUUGGUUAUGAGAAUAGGCGCUAUGCUAACUUGCCUCUAUUCCGCGACGCAGUUCUUCGUGACAAGGCGGCGCGCCUCUCGGGAUAUCCCAGUCAUGCGGGCUUGUCAUUGAGGAUAAGAUGGUGCAGAAGCCGGAGACGGUGGAGAAAUUCUCUGCAAUCUUGCAUUCUCAAUUGAAGGACGCUGGCCAAAGAGAGCUUGACAUUCUAAACCAGUUGAAGAAGGCAGGCGAGGAGUCGAGAUCACUAUUUUCUCCGGGACCAUCAA